Trichobilharzia regenti is the source of this 1893-nucleotide messenger RNA. NCBI's taxonomy places the organism in Eukaryota, Metazoa, Platyhelminthes, Trematoda, Strigeidida, Schistosomatidae. The record is from the annotation of a GenBank genome assembly.
AAAAAAAGUUAUUGAAUUAAAAAAAAUAUAAUGUCAAAGCAUAGAUUGAUUUUAAACUAUUCACCAAUUAUAUCAAAUCUGUGUCUUACAGAUCAAAGUUAGCAAAAGUUGAAUCAGAUCAAGUUAAUCGGCUUGUUAUUUUUUAUUACUAAAGACGAUGCCUAAUUCUCAUCAUGAGGAAAUAAACUAUCUUCCUGACUAUUCUGGACGUCAUAACCCUCAUCCACAGAGAGUAACACAUUUCACAGGUUUUUUAGGCCUACCAGUACCAAUUGUCAAUGAUCCAGGUUUUUCAUCACACGACCGUUACACAUCACCUUCAAGAAGCAUUACAUCCAAUUCACUUGAUUUAAAACGUACCAAUUUUCCUAUUGGUUUAUCACCAAGUUAUUAUACAGAUCAUUUACUGAAUAACUCGUUAAAAUUAACUAAACGAGAUCACACCAACAGCAUCGAUUCGCUCAGUAGAUCAGGGAGAUCUAUCUAUACUGUUCAUCAUGUUCCUGUUAGUAUCCUUCCACUAUCACGGAUACGUCGAAGAAUUCCUCAGUUGGAUACUAUAAAUGGAUUAAAAUAUUUCACUGGCUUGCAAAACUAUUCUGCUCGUGAACGUCCUCCUCUAAUUGGUCCGUUGAUUGACUCUGAUGCGAGUCGAAUGAAAGAAGUGAAGCAAUCACAAGAAUUUUUAAAUGAAACCAAACAAAUGAGUUUUCUGAAUAAACAUUUAUCAGGACGUAAAUUGAAGUGGCAAAAUGAAUUGGGCUAUCUUACAGGGACUAUUUUAAAUCAAUUAAAAAUACCAAUAUUAGAUGGUAACAAUUAUGCUCAGCAGUCUGAUCGAUACAGUAAUACUUUCAACAGAUCUGAUUAUCAUUAUUUGCAAUCAGAUAUGAACGAAAGAAUUCCAUAUGUCACAAAUAAUCAAACAGAAAUAUUGAACAGAAAUCAAAAUUCAUCAGGUGAAUUACUUUAUUCAAGUAAAACUGGUCGACUUCUACCUCCAUCGAAUAGCAGCAGAUGCAAUCGAACACGUAGUCAUGCUUCUAUCUAUGAUAGAAAUCAAUGUUCAAAUAAAACAUCUUCAAUGAAUGAUUUGUUUCGUGAUUAUGAAAUUCAAGUUUUUUCAAUGAUCUGUAGUAUUUUACAAACAAAUGAUUUGAAUGCUGUUCAACAUUGGUUAGAAAAUGCUACAGACAGAGAGAAAAAUUUAAUUAUCAGUUUAGUUUCUACUGCACUAUCCCAUCAAGAUGCAUAUUUCAAUGGCAAACAGAAUCAUGCAAAUUGUCAACAACCUGAAUCGGACACACAUUGGUCUCGAAGAGAGAAAAACUUGAAUAUGAAUACAGAGAUAGAAGAGAAGAAUGUGAAGAGUUGUAGUACUACAACUGAUCGUUUGGUUAUAGACGAUGUUCAUAAUAUAAAUGAAACACAUAGCAGAGGUAUACAAGCUAAUCUCCUUGACGCAACAUCAAAUCAAACUGUGAACAGUGACGAUACGGAUAUGAAGACAUCAAUUAAUAAUACAAAUGUUUCUUCUAGUCUAUGUCAAACACCUCUGAAAUCCUGUUGGAGACAAAAUGAAUCCAUAGGAGUCCCCUGAAUUCUAAACGGAUAUCUCAAAAGAAAAUGAAAACAGUGAUUAUUUCACCUUGAACACAUCUAUUUUGAAAUGUUUGUUCAGCAGUCCCUAAAGUGUAGUAGAACUUAGCAAUAACUAAUUAUUGAGAUGCCAAACAGAUUACCUACCUUAUUCAUUUGCUGGAAGUUACAUAUAAAGCAGUGGAUGUUGUUUCUUAGUUUCUUAAAUAAGUUUCUUCCAAUUUCUAAUGAUUUAUGCAGAAUGUAUAACAAGUUUAAUCGGUCUACAAUAAAUGAAUACUUACUCUCUUCCCU